Corylus avellana is the source of this 1878-nucleotide messenger RNA. NCBI's taxonomy places the organism in Eukaryota, Viridiplantae, Streptophyta, Magnoliopsida, Fagales, Betulaceae. The record is from RefSeq and is a predicted model, not a curated record.
AUGGCUUUUUACAUGUUCAAAAUCAAACAUUUCCCAUUUCCAAAGCCCCUAAUCCUCUUUUAUCUCUUAAUCAUCACCGGCUUCUUCUCAGAACCAAGCCCAUUUACAAGUGCUUUAAACUUCCGCUUCCCCAAUUUCACUUCCGGUGACACCCGUAUAAAAUAUGAGAGAGCUUUCCCCAAAGAUCAAGUCAUCCAACUCACCGGCAACAAGGCCAUAACAAAUGUUGUAGGUCGAGCCACGUAUUCUAGUCCUAUGCACUUGUGGGACAAGGCAUCCAGAAAUCUCACAGAUUUCAGUACAAAUUUUACCUUUGUCAUCGAUUCUCAAGAGAAAAGUAAUUAUGGAGAUGGGCUUGCCUUCUUCCUAGCACCUAAUGGGUCAAUAAUUCCUCCUGAUGUCGAUGAAGGUGGCGCUAUGGUUCUCACUAACGAUCACGAGCCACUAAACUCGACGGACAAUCCUUUCGUCGCUGUGGAGUUUGACAUCUUUUCAAACAUUGACCCCGUUACAAAGCUAUGGGAUCCGCCUGGCGAACAUGUAGCCGCAACAGGAGGUUCUUCUGCAAUCUAUACAGUUCACACAUGGGAUUUUAGUUCAAGUUUGAAAGAUGUUGUAACCAACCAAAGGAAAAAGAACAACUUAGGAUUAGCCAUCGGGUUGGGUGUCGGUGGACCUUUUUUGGUUGGUGGGUUGGCUUUAAUUCUUUUGGGCUUGUGGAAGAAGAAGAAUAGGAGGCGCACAGAUGAGGAACUUGCCCUUGAUAGGUGCAUGGAUGAAGAAUUUCAAAAGGGAAUAGGACCAAAGAGGUUCUUAUUUAAUGAAUUGGCUCGUGCCACCAAUAAUUUCAAUGAUGAAGAGAAGCUAGGUCAAGGUGGAUUUGGUGGGGUUUAUAAAGGAUUUUUAAGGGACUCAAACACCUUUGUUGCUGUUAAGAGGGUGUCAAAAGGGUCAAAACAGGGAAUAAAGGAGUAUGCAUCAGAAGUAAAAAUUAUUAGUAGAUUAAGACAUAAGAAUUUGGUUCAGCUUAUUGGUUGGUGCCAUGAAAGAGGAGAACUCUUACUUGUUUAUGAGUUCAUGCCCAAUGGAAGCUUAGAUUCACAUCUUUUUAGAGAAGAAAACUUAUUGAUAUGGGCAAUGAGGUACAACAUUGCUCAAGGAUUGGCGUUGGCAUUGCUUUACUUGCAUGAAGAAUGGGAGCAAUGCGUGGUGCAUAGGGAUAUAAAAUCGAGUAACAUUAUGCUUGAUUCAAACUUUAAUACCAAACUUGGGGAUUUUGGACUAGCUAGGCUUGUGGACCACCUAAAAGGGUCACAAACCACUGUUUUGGCUGGCACCAUGGGCUACAUGGCUCCAGAAUGUGUUACAACCGGAAAGGCUAGCAAGGAGUCAGAUGUCUAUAGUUUCGGAAUUGUCGCUCUGGAGAUUGCUUGUGGAAGAAAACCAAUCAAGCUCAAUGCCCCUGAAAAUCAAGUAGUUAUGGUGGAGUGGGUUUGGGAGCUCUAUGGAAUAGGAAAGAUACUUGAAGCAGUAGACCCAAAGUUGGGUGGAGAUUUUGAUGAGCAGCAAAUGGAGCGAUUGAUGAUUGUUGGGCUUUGGUGCGCUCACCCUGAUCGCAAUCUUAGGCCUUCAAUAAGGCAAACAAUUCAUGUUCUCAAUUUUGAGGCUCCAUUGCCUGUUCUUCCGUCAAAUAUACCGGGGCCACCACAGUUUUCUGCUACAAUGAAUAGACAUGCAAUGUCACUUUCGAUGCCCCAUGUUGCUGCUCAUCAUGAAGGAGGACAUAAUCAAUAUACAAGCAAUAGUUACACCAAUUCCUCUGUAUCUACCUCAUCCUCUACGGCUUCUCCAUCCGCAUCGCUUUUGCAUACGAGUUAA